GCAGCCUUUCUUCUGGUGCCAUUUCCACUGAGCCAGGCGGAUGUUGGUGAGCGCUGUGGAUGCAGUAGUGCAAAAUUCAUCAGGGAACCAGGGGGUGUGAGAGUGUGGAUAAGAGAGGAGUGGAGUGGGGAGGACAGCAUCCCUCCACUUCAUCAUGGAUCUUUGGAGUAAAAAAGUCUGGGGAAUUAUUGCACAGGUUGCCCUGACACUUUUCAGCUUGUACAGCUGCCCAGCAAAAGCAGAGGCGUGUCACAGUCCGCUGGUGUCCGGUCUACUGCCGUCAUCCUUCAGAAGCUCCUCACAGUUGUCUAGCAGCCAUGGGCCCGGCUUUGCUAAGCUGAACAGGAGAGAUGGAGCUGGAGGUUGGUCGCCUCUGAGUUCAGACGGGUAUCAGUGGUUGGAAGUUGACCUGGGGGAGAGGACACAAAUCACGGCUGUUGCUACUCAAGGUCGCUACGGCAGCUCUGACUGGCAGACAGCCUACCUCCUGAUGUUCAGCGACACGGGACACAAUUGGAAACAGUAUCGACAGGAAGGCAGUAUAGGGGUCUUUCCAGGUAACAGCAAUGCAGACAGUGUGGUCCAGCACAAGCUCCAGCACACUGUGAUCGCCCGCUACGUCCGUCUGAUUCCUCUGGACUGGAAUCCCAAUGGUAGGAUUGGACUCAGGCUGGAGACAUAUGGAUGUCCUUACAUCUCAGACGUGGUGAGCUUCAAUGGCCACAGCAGCCUUCUCUACAGACUGGGUCCCAGGUCGAGGCAGAUAUCCAGUGGAAGCAUCUCCCUGUCAUUUAAAACCCUGAGGAACUCUGGGACUCUACUUCACGCACAGGGACAGAGCGAGCACAGCCUCACCCUGCGGCUAGAGAAAGGAAAUCUCCUGUUGUUGUUCAGAAAAGGCAGGAGUUUGUCUCCUGGGAGUCAGCACCUUGUGUCUCUGGGCAGCCUGUUGGACGACCAACACUGGCACCAUGUUGCAGUGGAGCACCACAGCGAUCACCUCAACUUCACCGUGGAUAAAAGCACACUGUGGGUGCAGAUUCCACCAAACUUCACCCACUGGGAUCAUGAUCAGAUGAGCGUAGGAGCAUUGCAAGCAGACCUUGGCUCUCAGAUGUCAUUCGGAUCGAAUCGAAAUUUUCACGGCUGUUUGGAAAACCUUGUUUACAAUGGCAUGAACCUGGUAGACCUCGCUAAACAUCGAGACCAGCGGGUUACUGUGAAGGGCGAUUUGACCUUUUCAUGCGUUGAACCCGUUUUUGUUGCCAUGACGUUCACUGGCCCCCAGAGCUUCCUGUGGUUGCCAGGAGGGACAGAUCCGUCAUCAGUGGGCAUGUCAGUGGGGCUUCAGUUUCGGACAUGGAACAAAGCGGGCCUGCUGCUGACCUUUGAUCUCCCAAAGCAAGGAGGCGCACUUUGGCUAUACCUGAGCAAAGCCAGACUGCAUGUACAGAUCCUCAAACCUGGCAGAGCAGCACUCGAACUCAGCACAGGUUCAGCUCUGAAUGACGGUCAGUGGCACUCUGUAGAUCUGAUCUCAGCACGAGGACGUCUGACCGUCACAGUGGACGGAGACGAAGGAGCCACUGCUCACGCCAGCCCCUCGUUUCUUAUCACCACGGGAGGUCGACUCUUUUUUGGUGGCUGCCCUGCUGACAGGGACGGCCACGAGUGCACGAACCCCUUCAAAGCUUUCCAGGGCUGCAUGCGCCUGCUAACGGUGGACGGCCAGCUGGUGGACUUGAUCAAGGUUCAGCAGAGGCUGAUGGGAAACCACAGUCACCUGCAGAUCGAUAUGUGCGGCAUCAUCGACAGGUGUUCUCCCAGUCACUGUGAACACGGAGGAAGCUGCAGUCAGUCAUGGACCACUUUCCACUGUAACUGUUCCAACACUGGCUACAGUGGGGCCACUUGUCACAGCUCAAUAUACGAGCAGUCCUGUGAGGCAUACAAACACAAAGGCAACACAUCGGGGUACUAUUACGUAGACGUGGACGGCAGCGGGCCCAUCAAGCCACAGCUAAUUUACUGUAAUAUGACAGAGGACAACACGUGGACUGUGAUCCAACACAACAACAGCGAGCUGACCAGAGUCCGAGCAUCACAGGGCAGGAAUCAGCAUUCUGCUCACUUUGAGUAUGCAUCGGAUGAGGAGCAGCUGGCGGCAAUCAUCAGCCAAUCAGAGCACUGCGAACAGGAGCUUGCCUACCACUGCAGGAAGUCACGCCUCCUCAACACGCCAGAGGGCUCUCCGCUCAGCUGGUGGGUUGGAGGCCCAGGUGUUGGCCAAGUGCAGACUUACUGGGGUGGUGCUCCACCAGGCAGUCAACAGUGUGCCUGCAGUCUGCAGGGGAACUGUGUGGACCCCAGACAUCUCUGCAACUGUGACGCAGACCGUGCUGAAUGGGCUAAUGACUCAGGCAUGUUGAGCCAUAAGGAGACACUCCCUGUCAGAUCUCUGGUACUGGGUGAUGUACAAAGGCCUGGCUCAGAAAGUGUCUACAGGGUGGGACCCCUCCAUUGCCAUGGAGACAGAAAUGCCUGGAAUGCUGCCUUCUUUGAUAAGGAGACAUCAUACCUCCACUUCCCCACAUUUCACGGAGAGCUGAGCGCAGACAUCUCUUUCCUCUUUAAAACUUCCUCAUCCUCUGGUGUCUUCCUGGAAAACUUGGGCAUCAAAGACUUCAUUCGGAUUGAACUCAGCUCCUCCACUGAGGUCCUCUUCUCCUUUGAUGUGGGUAACGGCCCGUUGGAGGUUCACGUGAAGGCUGGUUUCCCACUGAAUGACAACAGGUGGCAUCGCGUUCAAGCCGAGCGUAACGUUAAAGAGGCAUCACUUCGCCUCGAUGAGCUCCCCGCUGCCACACAGGAGGCUCCUGCUGAUGGGCACAUCCACCUGCAGCUGAACAGCCAGUUAUUUAUAGGAGGCACGGCUUCGAGGCAGAAGGGCUUUCGAGGUUGUAUUCGCUCUCUGCAGCUGAAUGGCGUCACCCUAGACCUGGAGGAGAGAGCAAAGAUCACCCCUGGCGUUCAGGCUGGAUGUCCAGGCCACUGCAGCAGCUAUGGUUCGCUGUGCCAGAACCAGGGUCGAUGUGUGGAGAGACCCAAGAGCUUUUCCUGUGACUGCACCUCAUCUGCUUACACCGGACCUUUCUGUGACAGAGAGGUUUCAGUCAGCUUCAAGCCGGGAACAUCCAUCAUCUACACUUUCCAGGAGCAGAUGGCGAGCGAGCAGAAUAAGAGCAGCAGCGCCCUUCCGUCCUCCAUCUACUCUGACAUGACCCUAAGAGCAGAGAAUAUCUCCCUGAGCUUCAGGACCGGCCAGAGUCCCGCUCUCCUCCUUUAUGUUGGCUCCUACCACAGGGAGUACUUGGCUCUGCUGCUCAACAAGCAAGACGUUCUGGAGGUGAGGUACAGACUGGACAGCAGCAAAGACGCAGAGAUCCUGAGGAGCAGCGUGCCAAACCUUGCCAACAGACAGCUACAUGUUGUUACUAUAAGCAGACUGGCAGAGGCUGUCUCUGUGCAGAUUGACCACAAUGCCAAAGAGGACUUCAACCUGACAUCUGAUGUAGACUUCAAUGGUGUAAGGUCGCUGGUUCUUGGCAGAGUGCACAGCUUUGAUGAGUUGGAUGCAGAGCUGGCUCGGAUGGCUUCUGUAGGUUUCACCGGGUGUAUGUCCGCUGUCCUCUUUAACUCCAUCAGCCCUCUGAAAGCUGCUCUGCUCCGCCCAAACACCAGCCCUGUCAUCAUCACUGGCCCUCUGAUCCGGUCCAUCUGCAGCUCCACUUCAGCCAAGGCUUAUGAAGCAGAAACAACACACCACCUAUCAGGUCAGUCUGGAUCAGUGGGAACAGGUCAGCCUUUAGUGAAUGCUAUCAGGAGUGACUCAGCUCUCAUCGGAGGUGUAAUAGCUGUGGUGAUCUUUGUGACCGUGACUGCAUUAGCUGUAACAGCUCGACUGCUCUACAGGAGGAAAGGGACAUGUGAGACUCGAGAGGUAAAAACGGUUAAACCUGAAGACAGCCCGGAGCUGCCAUUCAGCAGCCAGAGCAGCUCACAGGAUGGUCCCUCUGGGAACCAGAAGGAAUAUUUUAUUUAGGUGGAGGAUGGACUUGCUGCUGACAUGGCAGUGUUGGAGCUGGGGAGACGUGCAGCCAGAGACGUGUUGUCAAGCCUCAGCACUUUACGCUACAAACUGAGUCCAAACCGUGGCUGAACAAGACAGGAGCACAAACAGAACCACACACUCAUGUUCUGUAUUUGUUUUUGCAUCUGUGGUUGUUUUUAUACAGACUGUAUAAAGAUGCCAAAGUGUUCAAUUUAUAAUGUGCCAAUAAUGUCAGUAAAACAACUGUAAACAGAUAAUGUUGUAAAUCUUAAAGUUAUGGCUUUAUAUAAACCAGUCUUUUCUCUGUCUUAUUCAAAUGAUUAAAGGAGGAAUUGUGUAUUUUUCACUGAACUCAAAGCUGCCUUGUCUGAUGAUCUGGGAUUAUAUAGAUAGUGAAAGUUUGCUGUUGAGUUAAUAAACCUUGUUAAUCCGUUCAGGUUCAUUUAUACCCUAUUUAUGUCAGUAACAUAAUCCUGAUGUUUUAUGUAAACCAGACAUUCCUUUGUUCUCUCAUUGCUUUUGUUUAUUUGUUUUCUCUUUUUCUCGUUUUUGCUACUGCUGUGUGAACUGAGGGAGAGCAACACGUAUCUGUUCACACUGAACGGUCUUUCUAUUCAUUCCCUUAAUUUAUUUCUCCCUCUUUACAACUAGUAAUGACUAGUAAAGUAUUAAACACAGUUACUGCCAAUUGCAAAAACAGCUCUGCUCCCAAUAUGAUUUAAAUUAAAAGUCUUCUGUUAAAUUUCAGAUUACAGUUUACCUUCUUGGAAAUUCCUGCAGCUUUUUACCAGUCAAACAAGCAGUAGGGCGUGCAGUAUGUGGAUGUUAUGAUGGGCUGGUGAGCAGAGUACCUUAUAAUGAAAUUCAGUAUGGUGAGCAAAGGUUUGUACAGUUUUAGUAACACAGUUCUGUUCAGUGAAAAUAAAAUCUCUUUCUCUUGUGGGUUUAUCUUUCA
Molecule: messenger RNA, 5066 nt
Organism: Mugil cephalus (flathead mullet)
Lineage: Eukaryota; Metazoa; Chordata; Actinopteri; Mugiliformes; Mugilidae
Product: contactin-associated protein-like 4
Exons: 24
Coding region: 155-4102 (1315 amino acids)
Source: RefSeq, a predicted model, not a curated record